Molecule: messenger RNA, 513 nt
Organism: Prunus mume (Japanese apricot)
Lineage: Eukaryota; Viridiplantae; Streptophyta; Magnoliopsida; Rosales; Rosaceae
Source: RefSeq, a predicted model, not a curated record
AUGGGGAAAGAGAAGUUUUUGGAUGUCCUGAGAAGGGUUGGCUGGGGUUCUGGGUUCGAUGGGAAAGCAAAGAGAGACCGAGAUUUAUAUACCACCAGCACCAAUGAAUUUGUUGAAGAGUGGUUGUAUCACAAACUGAUGGUACCCCAUCUCCAUGCUGUCGACGUUGACGUCCCUUUCGAAAUUUUGCGCAAGGAUGAGCACAAGCUUGAACGGGUUGCUUUGGGUAGAGAAUUCCAUAUAAGUCUGGGAAAAUCUGUUCCAAUCCGAGUGCACCAGGUUGACUCCCUGUUCACAAUGCUUCGGCAGAAGCUUCAGAUUCAGAGGCGGUAUGAACAUAAUUCUAUUGCUGGGAGGUUUUUAGUUAACAAUGAUCACACCCGGACCUUUGUGUCGAUAGAAGUUAUUGCUGCUGGGUUAGCUGAGAUAACAAAGCAGAUUCAAGCUGUUAAUGAGGUGUAUAAGCUUCACAAUCUUCCUGAAUUUUACAAGGUUAGCAUUGGUUAAUUGGAG